This is a messenger RNA of Cuscuta europaea, 302 nucleotides long. NCBI's taxonomy places the organism in Eukaryota, Viridiplantae, Streptophyta, Magnoliopsida, Solanales, Convolvulaceae. The record is from the annotation of a GenBank genome assembly.
AAGAAAGAGGCCCUCGUUGUCAUUGUCGAGGAACAUUCCUCCUCCGAGCCCCCGUCUCAGGUUGGUGGUGCGUCAUGGCCCCAAGACAGCGUGCAGUUCUCAAUUACCAAAGGGACUGCCAUCAUGCAUGGCACUUUGAACCCGAGGGAGUUCCUGAGGGGUGCCACCCCCCUGACAGACAAGUCGGUGCUAUCCCUGCAUGCUAAUGAUGCCCUCUGCUCCAAGGUCCUCCAGGCCUCGGUUACGGCAUGCCUUGGGCUUGGUGAGCUCAUUCAAAGGAUGGAGCAAUCGCAACUUCAGAA